GCCGCUUCCGGCCGCGCCCUUCCGCUCCCAGAGCGCCCCGCGCCGCAUCAUGGACCACAAUGACAAUGAUUUGCAAGGAACAAAUAGUUCAGGAUCAUUGGGUGGUCUUGAUGUCCGUAGAAGAAUCCCUAUAAAGCUUAUUUCAAAACAGACCAAUAAAACCAAACCUGCACCUCGAACUCCAAGAAAUAUGAACAGGAUGCCUUCAAAGACACAAGCUGGUGAUGAAGAAGAAUUCGAUUAUAACAAAGAGGAGCGAUACGAAUGUAAAGGAAGUGAAAUGUUUGGCAAUCAAAGGAGAUUUCCCGGGCCCAUCUUUUGGGAUUAUAAGAUAAACUUGCUGGGGGAAAAGGAUGAUACACCAGUCCAUUUCUGUGAUAAGUGUGGAUUGCCCAUCAAAAUGUAUGGACGCAUGAUACCUUGCAAGCAUGUUUUCUGCUAUGACUGUGCUAUACUACAUGAGAAAAAGGGAGACAAGAUGUGUCCGGGCUGUAAUGAACCUGUGCAACGAAUUGAGCAGUGUGUACGAGGGUCUCUCUUCAUGUGUAGCAUUGUUCAAGGAUGCAAGAGAACUUACCUGUCGCAGAGGGACUUACAAGCUCACAUCAACCACCGCCACAUGAGGGCUGGCAAGCCUGUCACUCGUCCCCCCAUCGAACCCGUGCAUCCUCCUAUUGCCCCACCGCCGGCCGAGAUCCCUGAGCGUUUCAUCAUGCCCCCUGAGAAGCACCACCUGAGCCACAUCCCGCCCAAGCAGCACAUCCUGAUGCCCCCGCCUCCUCUGCAGCACGUGCCGCACGAGCACUACAACCAGCCCCACGAGGACAUCCGCGCUCCUCCCGCCGAGAUGGCCAUGGCGCCGCCGCCCCCGCGCCCCGUCAGCCAGGACACCUUCCGCAUCUCGACCAGGAAACACAGCAACUUGAUAACUGUGCCCAUCCAGGAUGAUUCCAGUUCGGGCGCUCGAGAACCGCCUCCGCCCGCGCCCGCUCCUGCUCACCACCACCCCGAGUACCAGGGCCAGCCGGUGGUGUCCCACCCUCAUCACAUCAUGCCUCCCCAGCAGCACUAUGCGCCGCCCCCGCCGCCGCCGCCGCCCAUCAGCCACCCUCUGCAGCACCCUCCGCAGGCGGCGGGCACGCCUCACAUGGUGUACAGCCAGGCUCCGCCGCCGCCCAUGACCUCUGCCCCCCCGCCCAUCACCCCUCCGCCCGGACACAUCAUUGCCCAGAUGCCGCCCUACAUGAACCAUCCUCCUCCGGGACCGCCCCCUCCUCAGCACGGCGGCCCGCCCGUAAAUGUAAACGCGCCCCCGCCCCAUCACUAUAAUCCCAACUCUUUGCCGCAGUUCAGUGAAGAUCAAGGAACUCUCAGUCCCCCUUUCACACAGCCCGGGGGAAUGAGCCCAGGGAUAUGGCCGGCUCCAAGGGGGCCGCCUCCUCCUCCCAGGAUGCAAGGGCCUCCUGCUCAGGCCCCCCUUCCUGGACCGCAUCACCCCGAUCAAGCCAGAUACAGACCCUAUUACCAAUGAUACGAGCAACUAUAUAAAUAGAGAAUGCCAUGAAGAGAAUAAAAUUAAAUACAGAAGCCUUUUGAUUAAUUGUUUUGGGGUUAUUUUGUUGUGGUUUUUUAAGAAUACUGUCAUUUUGACUGUAAGACAUUUUGAGGUUUGAAUCUUAAAAGAUUUUUAAGCCUUGGCCGUAGGACUCUUAACUUCAAAUACUCUGUAGUGCUAAAAUAAGUGGCUUAGUAGACCACAGUUGCAUUUUAACAGAACUUCUGUUGCUAGUGUGGCUAAAUUGUCCUGAGAUGAUCACUUGUAAUAUUAUUUCCUGGAGAAGAUGAACACGUGUUGUACCAUUCUGAAUAUUGUUUUUGUUAAAUCCAGUGUUUUUGUUAACCUGUGUACAAUAAUUAAAUUGAAAUAUGGUUGUAAAUGUGGUGAGUUUUUAUAUGAAGUAAACAUACACAUAGUUCUGGGACACCAUUUCAACACGUAUACCUUCGAAACAGUAGUGUAGUGAAGUAUUAAAGGAAUUUUAAUAUUUCUCCUACUGCCAUUUACCAUUACUCAUAGGGAUUUCAGGCUGUAAUAAAUUCUUGGCACUAGAAAUCAGACAUGCAGAACUCUGCAUUUACCACAUUCCAGCUUUUCUGGGUUUUUUUUUAUGCAUCAAAGUGAAUCCAUCAAAGAUACGGCUUUGGGCAUGACAUGAAACCAUGUGUUGUGGGUUUUUUUGUUUGGGUUUUUUGGAGUUUGUUUUAAAGCUAGUUUUGAUUCAUUGAGAAGGUUCUGUUUACAUGUAAGCUACUCAAUGGAGUUGAAUUCAAACUACUGUGUUUGUGUGGAAGUGGCUCUGAACUGGCUUGCCAUGUCCAUGAAAAGCAGCUUCUUUUAGGUAGGGAAGUCAUCUUUGCCUGUCUCACUUUAUAUAAUGUGUACAGAAGAAACCUUCCCCUUUGGAUAAAAGAGAAGUGGUCUGAAAUCCCAUGUGUAGAAAUAAAAAGGUACACAUUA
This is a messenger RNA of Prinia subflava (tawny-flanked prinia), 2518 nucleotides long. RefSeq names its product Cbl proto-oncogene like 1 (gene CBLL1). Gene Ontology annotation, molecular function: ubiquitin protein ligase activity. The record is from RefSeq and is a predicted model, not a curated record. NCBI's taxonomy places the organism in Eukaryota, Metazoa, Chordata, Aves, Passeriformes, Cisticolidae. The transcript is spliced from 6 exons. Gene Ontology annotation, biological process: regulation of cell adhesion; protein ubiquitination. Bases 50 to 1531 code for a protein of 493 amino acids.